Trametes versicolor FP-101664 SS1 is the source of this 849-nucleotide messenger RNA. RefSeq lists its product as uncharacterized. The coding region runs from base 62 to 709 and encodes 215 amino acids. The record is from RefSeq and is a predicted model, not a curated record. The transcript has 2 exons. NCBI's taxonomy places the organism in Eukaryota, Fungi, Basidiomycota, Agaricomycetes, Polyporales, Polyporaceae.
GUCCACGACCGUCUUGCUCGCGCGCGCCCUUACACACCCAUAAUCAUCUCACGCGUCUACUAUGGCUACAAGAAGAAGAGUGGGAUUCAGCACCUCAACGUCCGAGGCGUCGCGGCGGCAGUUGAUGCAGCCCGUCCCCUGCUGGGAGAAAGUGUGGGGACCGCCAGACGGCGCGGCGCCCGGCUCGACACUCAAAGUCUACAAGUGGGUGCGAACGGACAAAAAGCAGCAAUUUAGCGACGAUGAGGGCGAGGUGGACCAGCCGCUCGCGCCCAUCCAGCCCGAGGAGAUCGAGGUCGUCGACGGCGACGACGACAUGGACCAGGACGAGGCAGCAGGGUCUACCGCCCCAGACAUGACCCCCGGGCUCAUGUCGCGCGACGUCUCCGAGCCCGCGCCUGCGCUCCGGGAAGAGGACGACUCGGCCAAGCCGUCCCCCAAGCCGCACCCACUCUCCAUAUCCUUCCAGCCCCCGACGCCAACCCCUGCGCCGGAAGACGACGACGACGUGCUAGACGAGGCGCUGCGGCCGCCACCGGAGGGCGACUUGGGCGCGGACAUGAGCCUGGAGCUGGCGGGGAUGGGGCCGGACGGGGAGGCGUUCGAGGAUGUGGGGGAUUUGUCGCAGCUGCAAGAGACGGACGCGCUCCUGGGCGGGGCAAUGAUGGACGAGUCGAUGGAGGAUCCCUUUGCUGUACCGCCGUCAUAGCAGGGAGUACCUGGACGUACAAUGUUUGUGGUGUAUUUGUAUGUGCCAGUACUUAUCGCCUGUUCCCUCAACUUGCUCUUGGUAUUUAUCGUACGUCCUGUGGCAAAUAUGGCACCAUAUAUAUCCACGUAUACAUUCGG